Molecule: messenger RNA, 3620 nt
Organism: Sus scrofa (pig)
Lineage: Eukaryota; Metazoa; Chordata; Mammalia; Artiodactyla; Suidae
Gene: ZNHIT3
Product: zinc finger HIT-type containing 3
Biological process (GO): snoRNA localization; box C/D snoRNP assembly; maturation of LSU-rRNA from tricistronic rRNA transcript (SSU-rRNA, 5.8S rRNA, LSU-rRNA)
Cellular component (GO): pre-snoRNP complex; nucleus
Molecular function (GO): protein binding
Source: RefSeq, a predicted model, not a curated record
AAACGGAAGGAAGGGCGUGGACUUGGGACCGCGCGAGAAGCCGGCGCGCCGCGAAAGGAGAGGUUUCCGGGAGAGACCAUGGCGUCGCUCAAUUGCAGAACCGCUGUCUGCGUUAUCUGUUUGGAGAAGCCUAAGUACCGUUGCCCCGUCUGCCGUGUGCCCUACUGUUCCGUGAUCUGUUUCCGGAAGCACAAAGAGCACUGCAACCCUGAAACUCGUCCUGUUGAGAAAAAAAUAAGAUCAGCUCUUACUACAAAAACUAAAGAGCCUGUGGAAAACAAAGUCCUAAGCAGUGGAUUGUGUCAUUCCUCAGAUGAUGACGAUGACUCUGUGGCUGAUUUUCUCAAUAGUGAUGAGGAAGAGGACAGAGUUUCUUUGGAGAAUUUAAAGAAUUUAGGGGAAUCUGCAGCACUGAGAAGCUUACUGCUCAAUCCACACCUUAGACAGCUGAUGGUCGACCUCGAUCAGGCGGACAACAAGGCAAAGCUCAUGAGAGCCUGCAUGCAGGAGCCCUUGUUUGUGGAGUUUGCUGACUGCUGUUUAAGGAUCGUGGAACCAUCCCAGCAUGAGGACUCUUAAGGGGGAUUAUUGUGCUGUGCUGCCUGCUCCUCCCAGGAGGCCAGCUUGUGCAGAGCCCUCAGCCGGGUCGGUGCUUCCCAGGACGCAGAGCGGCCAACGGGUAGGUCCUGCGCAUCCUUCCCUCUGCUGCCCAGGGCUGGGGCCCGGCGGAUGAAGGGACUCAAGGUGGCAAACCCUUUAUGGAGAGAGGGCUUGACAUUCAGAUGGUUGUUUUUACAUGUUUUAUUUUUGGUACAGUUACAUAAAUGAUAUCAAGUUUCACACCCAUUUGAGUUAGAACUUUCUUAGUGUUUCUAAAUGAAAUUAGGAUGGGGUGGUUCUAUGGUACAUUGCAUUGCUCAGCGUUCUUGAUUCCUAAUCUAGUUGUUUGAAAUUAUAUUAAAUAAAUCAACAAAUAUUUAAAUAGUAAGGUUCUGUUCCUUUUAAAGGAACUAAAAUGCCCAAUUUCCCCCAGCCAACAUUUUAGAGCUGAUUUCAAGUGGGGUUUGAGGCAUGGGGUACCCACUGUAGUGAGGGUGCCCACUGUAGUGAGGGCCAGCACCACUGAGUCGGAUCUGUGAAGGAUCUGCUUUGGUACCUACCAACCCUGACAACUGUCAGGGCUUGAGGCGUAGGUCAGAGUCCUGGCCUGGGCUGCAGGCUGGAGCCAUCGCUCUCCCACGUGUGCUCAGAGUCGCUGUGGGAGUCACUUGGCAGCCGUGUGCUGAUUAAAUGUCUCUGGCAAGGCAGCUGGCAGGAGAAGGCGGUGUGGAGACAAAGGCCCAGAGGAUGGCCCAGCCCGGUGAGGAUGGAUCACACGUGGCCCAGCUUGUGUCUUUCCAGCAGGAUCUGAUUAAAGCCAGUGACACUGUCAGGUGAAGGCUGGGGGCAGAUGUCAGCGUAGCGCAGUGGAGACUUUCUGCAGCGAAAUCUUAUUGAGCCCUGGGGAGAGAGAUGCAGCUCAGCCCCAGCUCUCAGAAGUACCUGGGCCAAAGGACCACCUCCCAGAGCACGCGCUAGAAAUGCAGGGAGGUGGGGACACCUUUGGUACUGCGGGUGUGAGAGUCAAGGCAGGAGCAGGGCUGAGUUAAGCAAUGUUUUUUUUCUUAUUCUAAGACAGUAGCAAAGACAGAGGCAGUAUUAAAAUGUAAAAUUUCAUAUCCAUUCAGUGUGAGACACAAAGGAGGGAGCGCUCCCCUACUGGGAAGUGUUGCCUGUCACGUUCUCAGGCCUGCUAAAGGCUGGAGGACCACAGAGUUACUCUGCAGUUUAGGCUCCAGCGGCCUGUGUGUUUUCUGGAGAUUUCAUCCAGAUUAUGUCCUAUAGGAAUUCCUCUGGCAGGAAAUUCAGUGUUUCCUUCCUUCUGCUUCAUCAAUGUCACUUAAUACUUCCAAAAGGCCCUAUUCUGUGCUGGCUGGCUCUCUCCCUGGCUGCCCAUAAUAUCCUAAGUUGGAGCACUUGGACCACUGACUCAUGUGCCUGUCAUUUCCUCAGCUGGAACAGGAUAAACAAGCCAAGGAUUACAACUUGAGGAAAAUGUGGUGACAAAUCCAGUGACAAUGGAAGGGAAAAAACUGUUAUCAUGACCCUAAUUUUCUGACAGCAAGACUAAUUUAAAGGAGAUUCAGAGGAGAUGCUAGAACACUUAGAGGUGGCUUUUAGAUUGCACUUUGUCACAGUCCUUUCACUAAGGAUGGGAACAGUCCAAGCUUUAGCCACUUGGGACGUGCAGGCUUCUGGUUCCCCAGCAAGGUUAGGAGGCUCUUGUCCCAGCCUCAGUUCUAUUCCUGCUGUGACUCCUGGGCUUUGCCUCCUGUCCUCGGGUGGGACAUGAGGGAACUGGAGCUGUCACAGCAGGACUGCUAUCCCAUAACCCAGCCUACCUGAGGCAGUGCCCGGAUGGACAUGACCCCGGCUUGGUCUUGUGCUGUCUGGAUGGUAUAGCUGCUGGGGGCGCCCACGGGGAGCUGGAGGCAGGCGAAGACCACCAGUUUCCUCUGAAAGCCACGGACUCCCACAGCCGCGUUGGCCAGGACCAGGCCCAGGGGCCAGAGUCGAGUUGCUCCUCCUGGGAGCCUGCUCUGUGCCUGGGGCAGUGAGAGGGAACUCGGGGAACGGGGAGCUUGAGAUGAGUGUUUUUCUUCCACACCAUCCAGUUCUUUAGAAGCAAGGAAGGCCAUUCUGAUCUUAAAAAGAGAAUACCACUAUUUAGGUUUUGAUUUAUCAGCUCUCUUAAUGGAAAACACAAACUAAAAGUCUCUUUAAUAAUUCGGCUCAACAAGGUGAACUGAAGGGCACCUGACUUGAUAUGGCACAACUUUAUGCCCAAGGCAGCCGUGCUUAGGCCUUACAGAGGCUGCUUAAAAAAGAGCCUUUGGAGUGUGCUUAGAGCAGGGGCCUGAAAUGGCUCGUCUGCUUACAACACAGCCAACAACAGGACAUCUGGGUUCAUAUGACAAAAGGCACAAAACUUGUGGCCUUCUUGUGAACAAACACCAACACAUGACUGGUGGGCAGGACCAGGAAAUUAGAAGAAAAGCUGCAGCUUUUGGUGGGGGAGUUUGCCACUGAGAGCCUUUCUGGGCCACGAGUGGUCUUAUAGAGGCAAAGGCUUCGAUCCUCUCUCUCUCUCUGAGGAGGAAAGAAACAAAUAGGUUGCAACUCACAGAAUGUGCAACGCUCCUCACUUCAUUAAAGUGAGCCCUAAGGUGAGCUGUGGGCUUUGGUGAUUAUGUGUCCAUGUAGUUCAUCCUUGGUUUAAAAAAAGAACAAAAAGGACCAACAUCAAUGAUGUUGAUAAUAGCUUUGUCUAUGCAGGGAGGGGGUGUAUGGUGAAUUUCUGUACCUUGCUGUCAAUUUUGUUGUAAACCUAACACUGCUUAAAAAGAACACCCUGGGUAGACAUUUCGGGCAAAACUUUUGUUUGACUUUUCUAUGUGUAGCCAUGUUUUAUAUAUGUGUGUUUACUGGGCUGUGAUAUAAAAUGUAUUUUUUAGAUCAAAAAAGUUUGCCAGCCACUGUAGUUAUGUUGGCAAAUAAAAGCACACAGUAGCCUAAAAAAA